Cutaneotrichosporon oleaginosum is the source of this 1242-nucleotide messenger RNA. RefSeq lists its product as uncharacterized. Lineage: Eukaryota; Fungi; Basidiomycota; Tremellomycetes; Trichosporonales; Trichosporonaceae. The record is from RefSeq and is a predicted model, not a curated record.
CCCCGCCCACCUCCACCAUCGUGUCAUUCUCUUCCUCUUUCCCAUCAUCAGCACAACUCUCUCCUGCAUCUCCAACCAUGCCAGAACGCGGCCGCACACCUCGCGGCCAGCGCGAGAGCGAGAGCGACGCCCGCCCACGCGUGAAGCACUCUAUGCGCAAGAGCCCUUACCUCGUCUCUCUGGUCCUCUUGCUCGCCGCCACCGCCCUCACAAUCCUCAACAUCUACACGGCUGACCUUGUGCGCGUCAAGAUUCGCUCGCCGGCCCCCGCCGCGUUCGAGACCAAAUAUGGCUUGUACCAGCGGUGCACGCGUGCGAUUCCCCUACCAAAGCACCUGCAGCCCGCGCAGCCGCUCCUGGGGCCCGUGGAUGCGCCUGUCGACCACAAGGAUCCCCAUCAUCCCUGGGGACCCGUCAAGCGUGGCCCAUGGGAGUGCGAGAGUUUUCCCACCCGCUCCGAGUGCGCCCAGUUCGGCGAGAGCUUCUGCGUGCUCUGGAGCAGUGCGGGGUACGCCGCGCAGCUUGCGCUCGUGCCGUGCUUGUUUGCCGUCGUGUCGCUCCUCUUCAUUUUCCUCCACCGUGGCCAGCGGACGGCGCGCGCCCGCGCACGCAGGAAGCAGUGGAAGCUCGUGUCGGGCGCCAUGCUCGUACACUGCAUCAUGCAGGCUGCGUCGGUCGCGCUCAUCGUGCACGCGUUCUGGUCGGACGAGCGCUUCCAGCGCGGCGCGCGGCUGGCGCGCUCGUUCUGGUUCGGCGUCGCCGCCGCGUUCGUGUCGGGCAUCGCGUUCGGCUUCUUGACGUUCACAGGCAUGGCUGCGCGCCGCGGCGAGCCGUGGGCCGCCGGCCGCUCAGCCAAGCAGGCGCGCAGGCACAAGCGCACCAACUCGGGCCGAGUCGUCACCGUCCCGGAGGGCACGCGGAUUCCACCGAGCCAGAUCGUGACUGUCGGCGAGGUCGUUGCUGCCGCCGAGCAGGACGCCGCCGAGGUCGACGAGCACACAUCGCUCCUCGCCGCCUCUAACGGCGGCCCCGCGGGCGGCGGCAUCAAGCGCGCGACCGACAUGGCCUAAUUUUGUGCCUGAUUAUUGUAGCAUAUAGACUGACUGGCAAGCUAUGAUCAUUACGACUGUGCAGCAGGUAUUUUGGAGCAUGAGGCGCGUGCAGAGGGUGGUGAAUGAAGGAGGAGCUCCGGUGUUUGUGGCGCGGCGUAGGGCACGUAGCGUCCAAAUAUUCAGAUGAUCA